GGCAGCAGCCGCACUGGACCGGAGCAGACACGCCGCUGCUUCCUUCCCUUCCCCUUUCCCCACCUGCGUGCGAGCGGCCACCCAGACCAACCGCGUCCAGAUCCGGCGGCCGAUCUCUCCCGCCCGUCUCCCCAUGGCGGCCGGAGCCCUGGUCCUGGCCCUCGUAGCGGCGCUCGCGGUCGCGCUGGCGGGGGCAAACUCCGAGGGCGACGCGCUCUCGGCGCUGCGCCGCAGCCUGCGGGACCCCGGCGGCGUGCUGCAGAGCUGGGACCCCACCCUCGUCAACCCCUGCACCUGGUUCCACGUCACCUGCGACCGCGACAACCGCGUCACCCGCCUAGAUCUUGGUAACUUGAAUUUAUCUGGUCAUCUGGUGCCCGAGCUUGGUAAAUUGGAGCAUUUGCAAUACCUGGAACUUUACAAAAAUAAUAUUGAAGGAACGAUCCCAUCGGAACUUGGUGAUUUGAAGAACCUAAUUAGCUUGGACUUGUACAAGAACAAUGUUUCGGGGACUAUACCUCCAACACUUGGGAAGUUGAAGUCCCUUGUAUUCUUGCGGCUCAACGGCAAUCGUUUGACUGGACCAAUUCCAAGGGAGCUGGCUGGAAUAUCUAGCCUCAAAGUUGUUGAUGUUUCUGGUAAUAAUCUGUGUGGAACAAUUCCCACGACUGGACCAUUUGAGCACAUUCCUCUCAGCAACUUCGAGAGGAACCCGCGCUUGGAAGGCCCAGAGCUACAAGGCCUGGCUGUAUAUGAAACCAACUGCUAAACGGCUACGGGAAGGUGGAAAAUGCUAGGAAGUAACGGGCGUACAAGGUUUACCGGAGAUCGGGGUGAUAUAGAUGGUUAUGUCCGCAGUUUGCCACUUUGUAAUGUUCCUCCCUACAUAGCGCUGUCAUGCCAUGCGUGCCUUGCUCUCAGCAGGGAAGUUGAGUUGUUGUAUGUUGUGUAGCAGAACGAUGCUUUCUGCCUGUGGAAGUAAAACAUAAGAUUGCCUA
This is a messenger RNA of Aegilops tauschii subsp. strangulata, 998 nucleotides long. Its product is annotated as leucine-rich repeat protein 1. The record is from RefSeq and is a predicted model, not a curated record. Lineage: Eukaryota; Viridiplantae; Streptophyta; Magnoliopsida; Poales; Poaceae.